AUGGAGCGUGCACGAAAAUUGGCCAACCGGGCAAUUCUGAAACGAUUGGUUUCAGAAUUAUCAGAAUCCCCUGCAUUGUACAGGUCCUCCAGGUACGUUUCCUCGUUAUCCCCGAGUGCAGUACAAGGUAACAAUAAUUUUAGGGCCCAUAAUGUUUCUUCGAGAAGUAUGGCACAGUUUGUUGGGACUCGAUCCAUUUCUGUCGAGGCCCUGAAACCCAAUGACACAUUUCCUCGCCGGCAUAACUCGGCCACUCCGGAAGAGCAAACCAAAAUGGCCGAGUUUGUCGGGUACAAUAGCCUUGAUGCGCUCAUUGAUGCCACAGUGCCCAAAUCUAUUCGUAUUGAUAAAAUGAACUUGCCUAUAUUUGAUGAGGGAUUGACUGAGGCACAAAUGAUUGAGCACAUGAAGAAUUUGGCGUCUAAGAAUAAGAGGUUUGGUGUCCCGAUGGGUUAUGGAGGUCCUCAUGCUGCUUUCUUGGCUACAUCCCAAGAGUACAAGAGGAUGAUGCCAGGAAGAAUUAUUGGUGUCAGUGUUGAUGCUACAGGAAAGACUGCUCUUCGUAUGGCAAUGCAGACACGGGAGCAACAUAUUCGUAGGGACAAAGCUACAAGCAACAUUUGUACAGCUCAGGCAUUGUUGGCAAACAUGGCUGCUAUGUAUGCUGUUUAUCAUGGACCAGAAGGCCUUAAAACCAUUGCCCAAAGGGUUCAUGGUCUGGCCGGAACAUUUGCCGCUGGACUGAAAAAACUGGGUACUGUAGAAGUCCAGGGUCUUCCUUUCUUUGAUACUGUAAAGGUCAAGUGUGCUGACUCAAAAGUCAUUGCUGAUGCUGCAUAUAAGAACGAAAUAAAUUUGCGGAUUGUGGACAAGAAUACUAUAACUGUUUCUUUUGAUGAAACAACCACUUUAGGAGAUGUGGACAAGCUCUUUGAAGUCUUUGCAAGUGGCAAGCCUGUGACAUUCACUGCUGCUUCUCUUGCGUCAGAGGUUCAAAAUGUUAUUCCCCCUGGGCUUGCGAGGGAGAGCCCCUAUUUGACUCACUCAAUAUUUAACUCAUACCACACUGAGCAUGAGCUUCUUAGAUACAUUUCUAGGCUUCAAUCAAAGGAUCUCUCUUUGUGCCACAGCAUGAUUCCGUUGGGAUCUUGUACUAUGAAGUUGAACGCAACCACCGAGAUGAUGCCAGUGACAUGGCCUGCCUUUGCAGACCUCCAUCCUUUUGCUCCUAAUGAACAGGCUGCGGGUUAUCAGGAAAUGUUCGAGAACUUGGGUGAAAUGUUGUGUACACUUACUGGUUUUGAUUCAUUCUCUCUGCAACCCAAUGCUGGUGCUGCUGGCGAGUAUGCAGGAUUGAUGGUCAUUCGUGCAUAUCAUUUGUCGAGAGGAGACCACCACCGUGAUGUAUGUAUCAUACCAGUCUCAGCACAUGGAACAAAUCCUGCAAGUGCUGCCAUGUGUGGAAUGAAAAUUGUUGCUGUUGGAACAGAUGCCAAGGGAAACAUUAACAUUGAAGAGUUACGGAAGGCUGCUGAAGCAAAUAAGGAAAAUCUAGCUGCUCUUAUGGUUACAUAUCCUUCAACUCAUGGAGUUUAUGAGGAAGGCAUCGAUGAGAUAUGUAAGAUAAUUCAUGACAACAAUGGUCAAGUGUACAUGGAUGGAGCAAACAUGAACGCUCAGGUUGGUUUGACGAGCCCAGGCUUUAUUGGUGCUGAUGUUUGCCAUCUCAAUCUCCACAAAACAUUCUGCAUUCCUCAUGGCGGAGGUGGACCCGGCAUGGGGCCUAUUGGUGUAAAGAAACAUCUGGCACCAUUUCUACCCUCACAUCCUGUGGUAUCCACAGGAGGCAUACCAGCCCCUGACAAGUCUCAGCCCCUCGGUACUAUUUCUGCCGCUCCAUGGGGCUCUGCACUCAUUUUGCCAAUAUCAUACACCUACAUUGCCAUGAUGGGGUCAAAAGGAUUAACAGAAGCAUCAAAGAUAGCUAUAUUGAAUGCAAACUACAUGGCAAAGCGUUUGGAGAAGCACUACCCUGUUCUUUUCCGUGGUGUUAAUGGUACGGUUGCUCACGAGUUCAUUGUCGACUUGAGGGGAUUUAAGAAUACUGCUGGAAUUGAGCCCGAAGAUGUUGCUAAGCGUCUCAUGGACUAUGGAUUCCAUGGACCAACAAUGUCAUGGCCAGUUCCGGGCACACUUAUGAUUGAACCAACUGAAAGUGAAAGCAAGGCCGAGUUAGACAGGUUCUGUGAUGCUCUCAUUUCAAUUAGAGAAGAAAUUGCACAAAUUGAGAAAGGAAAUGCUGAUGUCCAUAACAAUGUUCUCAAGGGGGCACCACAUCCACCAUCAAUGCUCAUGGCCGAUGCAUGGACUAAGCCGUAUUCUCGGGAAUAUGCUGCCUUCCCUGCUCCCUGGCUCAGGAAUGCCAAGUUCUGGCCAACUACAGGACGUGUUGACAAUGUGUAUGGUGACCGGAACCUCAUCUGCACGCUCCUUCCGGUAUCCCAGAUGGCCGAAGAAGCGGCUGCAGCCACUGCUUAA
Fraxinus pennsylvanica is the source of this 2538-nucleotide messenger RNA. The record is from the annotation of a GenBank genome assembly. Lineage: Eukaryota; Viridiplantae; Streptophyta; Magnoliopsida; Lamiales; Oleaceae.